Molecule: messenger RNA, 1530 nt
Organism: Acanthosepion pharaonis
Lineage: Eukaryota; Metazoa; Mollusca; Cephalopoda; Sepiida; Sepiidae
Source: the annotation of a GenBank genome assembly
AUGUGUGGAUUUAGACAAUUAAGUAACUUUUAUGGUGAAGCUGCAACUACCAUUCUCUACAGUAUCUACCAAUGCUUUCAUCCAAUUUCUAAGCAAAAUGAAAGAAGUAUGAAUAUCUUACCGGUCACUUUAUCCCUAAUUGCAAGUUUUCUCUCGGCCAAUACAAUUGUUGGCCUGCCUGCAACCAUUACCAAGGAAGGCCUGACAUUUGGAUGGAUUAUUUUCACCUUCCCCAUUUCUAUGUUCCUGGUUUCAUACUUUUUUGUUCCGGUGACCUACAACUUGAAAGUUGUUGAUGUAUUUGUGUACUUAGAAUUACGGUUUUCUCAUGUCAUGCAAAAAGUAGGAGCCUUUAUGUUCUGCACUCUUCAGGUAAUCUACUUGUCAAUAGUUUUACGUGGACCUGGAAUUAUUUUUGAAGAACUUUCAGGAUUCCCAGAAGAAGAGUCAAUUGUCCUUGUAGGAGUUGUCUGCUCUUUGUAUACAGCACUUGGAGGAAUGAAAGCAGGAAUCUACAUUGAGGCCUUCCAGUCUAUAACAAUGUUUCUUGGUCUCUUAGUGGUCGUAAUCACCACUUACUCUACAAACAGUACGGAUGUUUUGCAGGCAGCAAUGGCAAAUCAGAAUGAGACUUUAUUUUUCCAAACAGAAGACUCCUCUAAAUACAGCAUACAGUCUGUGUUGAUUGGUGCCACUGUUUUGUAUACAGCCAUUUAUGCAGUCAACCAGUCGCAAGUACAGAGAUAUGCAGCAUGUACAUCUUUAAAGAAAGCCCAAAUAAGUCUAUGGUUGACUUCUCCAGGCCUCAUCAUUGUAAUCAUUCUUUGUUGUCUUUUUGGGCUGCAAAUGCUUGCUCAUAAUAUUGAAUCUGAAGAUAUGGACAAGGCUGUAGGCAAAUUCCUCAUGGAGAGAAUAGACAUGGAUGGUGUGGUGGGUUUAUUUGUUGCAGGAAUAUUCAGUGCUACCAUGAGUUCUUUUUCUUGUGGUUUGAGUGCAACCAACAAGGUCUUCUCCAAAAACCUAUUGCCGAAAUUCAACUUCGGCCACAGAAAGACAGAGAUUGUCCACAGCGUGAUUGCAUUUUUAAUUGGGAGUCUUUGUACUGGAAUUGCCACCCUGUUAUCUCAAGGAAUUUUGAGAGCAUCUUUAUUCAUUUAUGGCAGCCUUUGUUGUCCAAUCCUUGGAGUUGUUAUUCUGGGAAUCUUUUUCCCUUGGACAAAUAAAAAUGCUGUUUACUUAGCAAUUGGAAUCACUGUGCCUUUCAUAAUUACAUACUACAUCAUUCAGCAAAAUGUGGAAAAUUGGCCAGCCAUCAAUAUUCUCUGGUAUGGUCCAAUAACUGUAACAAUGGUGAUAAUUAUUAGUAUUCUUGGAAGUAAAGCUAUGGGUUUCCAAGAUCCAUCCACCAUUUCUUGCAACUUGCUGAGUCCAUUCAUUCUGAAGAUUUUAAAUAAGUCUCCAAAAUACCAGAAAAAUAUCAGUCAGGAGCAGGCCAGAAUGUGGAAUGAUGAUAAAGAAUCCACUGUAUGA